AUGUCAUUACCGUUAGCUAUACGCAAAGGUGUCGCGCUGCUAUGUGCAGCAGCAUUUACAUCUGCUCUCCAGACCUUGCCGCCGGUCAAUGAGGUUUCAAACGAGGGGGGAUCAUCCCCAUUGUCAAUUGGGUCUGUGACCAAGACUAUCUACAUAGAGAAGGGUUUUGCCUCUACCCGAGAUACAGACGGCCUCACUCUGAUCCCACCAAGCGCUGAUGAAUUUGCCUCGCUGUUCCAACAGGAUAUUACAGACCUCACGGGCUUCAACUGGACCCUUGAGCAGGUAGACAGCCUGCCUAGCACCACCAAUGCCUCCGGAAUCUUCCUUGGAGCCUUCACAGGCAAUGAUUCCACACUGACAUACGAAAACGGGGACCCCACGUCGGAGGGCUACCAACUCGACGUGAGCUCUACUGCAGCAUUCAUUCGAGGGACAGGAGCUCGCGGGAUGUGGUGGGGGACUCGCAGCCUUUUGCAACUGGCUCUUAUAGGCAACGGUACCUUGCCUACAGGGAGCAGGAUCGACGCACCCGCGUAUCCCACGAGAGGCUUCAUGCUCGAUGCGGGGCGCAAGUGGUAUGCGCCCGAGUUCCUGAAGGAGAUGUGCAGCUUUGUAUCCUUCUUCAAGAUGAGCGAGUUCCAUUAUCACCUGAGCGACAACUACCCGCUCAACCGCGGACGCAAUGAGACCUGGCAGGAUGUGUAUUCACACUUCUCACUGCGGCCCGAAGACGAGUCUCUCCUCGGCAUACUCCACGGACGGGAGAAUGAGACGCUCUCCCGGGAUGACUUUGCUGAUCUCCAGAGUCACUGCGCGGCCAGAGGCGUGACUGUGAUCCCGGAGAUUGAAGCCCCAGGCCACUGCCUGUACCUGACCAAAUGGAAGCCGGAACUAUCAUUGGCAAAGAGGGACCUGCUGAACCUCACGCACCCCGAGACCAUCCCCACAGUCAAACGGAUCUGGUCCGAGUUCCUCCCCUGGUUCGAGACCAAGGAGGUGCACAUCGGCGCGGACGAGUACGACUCGACCCUCGCCGACGACUACAUCACCUUCGUCAAUGAGAUGGCCAGCUUCGUCAACGCCACGGCCGGCAAGCAGAUCCGCAUCUGGGGCACCAACGAGCCCUCGGAGAACCUGACCAUCUCCAAGGAUGUCAUCGUGCAGCACUGGCAGUACGGCGAGUCGGACCCCCUGAAGCUCGUCGCCGACGGCUACACCAUGAUCAACACGGAGGACUGGUGGGCCUAUAUGGGCAUGAAGAACGACCACAUGCCCAUCCUCCCCGCCAAGUACCCGCAGUUCUUCAACGAGAGCCGCAUCUUCGACUUCGCGGGCGUGGACGGCUGGCAGUGGCAGCCGUCGCUGAUCAACCCGUUCAACGCCAGCAUGCAGCUGGCGGAGGGCGAGCCGCUAAACAAGGGCGCCAUCACGGCGGCGUGGAACGACAACGGGCCGGACGCGUCGACGCAGCUGGAGGCCUACUACACGAUGCGCCGGGGCAUCGCGCUCGUCGGGGCGAGGGCGUGGAGCGGGAGCCGCGGGCCGGAGCUCGAGGAGGCGCUGGUCGCGCCGAGCAUCGACUUCUUCUCGCCUCUUGCCCCGGGGCAGAACCUGGGUCGGAUCAUACCCCGGAGGGAGGGAGAGAGCAGGGACGGGCCCCUCGUCUCGUGGACUGGGUCGGGAGGAGGGAACGGCACAGAGGAGCUCGGGUACGGCAGCAAGGGUAUGAACUACACGCUGCAGCUCUCGGCUACUGGGCCGUUCAGCCUAGCCGGGCCUGACAAUAAGCUGUCUCUGAAAUGUAGCGGCGAGUUGGUAUUCAACGCGGACGGCUACGAGUACCCCCUGCGGCAUGUGGCUGCUCAGGACGCGCUCGUGCUGGACCCGGGACACCCAGGUCGGAUCUGGGUCAAUGUUUCGACCUCAGCGCACGAGCCGGUGCGUGUGUCGACGCCUGCGAACAUCACCAUCUCGACGGACGUGCUGCACGGCAGUGUUGUCUGGCUGGAUGGGAAGGUGGCCGGGCGUUUCGAGGUUUUCGUGUUCGGGGGCCGCAACACGCAGUUUAGCUGGAGUCAGAUGGCCUUUGUUGCGCCGUUGGAGACUGUUAGGGGAGGGUUGGAGGAGCUGGUGUUGUACGAGGACACUGUGUUUGAGAAGGAGGAGGGUUCCUUGAGAACUCGUGCGUCGAAGCACACGCGCCGGCGGAGCCGAGAUACCUAG
This is a messenger RNA of Clonostachys rhizophaga, 2226 nucleotides long. The record is from the annotation of a GenBank genome assembly. NCBI's taxonomy places the organism in Eukaryota, Fungi, Ascomycota, Sordariomycetes, Hypocreales, Bionectriaceae.